AUGGUUGAGAUAACUGUCUUGAAACGCCCCAGGACCGAAGCUGUUUUGACCCAACGCAAGUUCUUCAAGAAAACCGCCCGAGGAAAAGUAAUCAAAGUUUUGAGGGAACGGUACCUACGCGACGAUGUCUCUUGCGGAGUCCAAGACUGUCGCGAAUGCGGUGGAAACGCGCUACCGGCAGCGGGGGAGAAAAGGCAUCCAUUGUUUCCCAAUGGUCACUUUGUUCUGCCCGAUACGAAUGUAUUUUUAUCGCAAAUGGAUCUCAUCGAAUCGCCUCUCUUCACGCCCCCGAUAAUCCUCCUGCAAACUGUGAUUGAAGAAAUCCGACAUCGAUCCUUGCCUCUCUAUAACCGUCUGAAGGCACUGACGAGGAUGGACGACAAGAAGAUCUGGAUAUUUUACAACGAGUACCGAUCGGAAACGGCAAUCAUACGGGAAGAUGGAGAGGCACCCAACGAUCGCAACGACCGAGGCAUACGGAAGGCGACUGCCUGGUAUAACUCCCAUGUCAGCAUAAAUUAUCUGCCAAUUCGUGGACAAGCUACCCCAAAGCUACCUACCAUCGUUCUCAUGACCGAAGACGCGGCGAACAGACGGAAAGCGGAGCAGUCUGGUAUCACAGCUAUGUCUGUACGGAAAUAUAUCGAAGGGAUGAAAGACUCCACGCAACUACUCGACCUGCUGGCUGCUGAAGGAGCCGACUCGAUUGAACCAACAAGGGCUAAAGCCGGGCGGGAGGCACUCUAUCCAGACUAUCUGCCCGCUACAACUCUCUUGGCCGGUGUCAAAUCCGGUCAUCUUCAUCAAGGUCAUUUUAAUGCCAACCAGUUCAACUACCUCGAAGGAAGCGUUCCGGUACCGGGUUUCAGUAAGCCUGUGUUGCUGAUCGGAAGAGAGAACAUGAAUCGUGCAGUGAAUGGCGACAUCGUCGUCGUGGAGGUGUUCGACGACAGCGAAUGGAAAGCACCGGCGGACGAGGUUGUGGACCAAGAUUCUACCCUCAAAAACGACGACGCAGAAGAUUCGGAAGGUGAAGGAGACGAACAGGAUCAAGUCAAAGUACGAGAAUCGAAGCACCUGCAGUCAGAGAAACGCACCUCCGAAAAACAGCCCACUGGACGCAUCGUCGGGAUUAUCAAGCGGAACUGGCGCGCCUACGUAUGCCACAUCGACAGCACCUCGUUGACAUCAUCCAACACAAGCUCUCUAUCUCAACAAACCGUCUUUGCUACACCGGUCUCUCGCCUUCUUCCUCGCAUCCGCCUCCGGACCCGACAAGCACCCACACUGAUAGGCCAGAAGAUUCUAGUGACGAUCGAUAGAUGGGACGUUACGUCAAGAUAUCCGGAAGGACACUUUGUUCGAGCGCUAGGCAAGGCUGAGAGCAAGGAGGCUGAGCAGGAGAGUUUACUGUUGGAGUUUGAGGUGCCAUAUCGGCCGUUUGGGAAGGCAAUUUUGGAUUGCUUGCCGCCGGAAGGCGAGCAGUGGGUUGUGCCUCCAAAGAGCGAGACGAGCAAGGAAUGGAAGGAUAGAGAAGAUCUAAGGGAUCUGUUGAUUUGCAGCAUCGAUCCUCCUGCUUGUCAAGAUAUCGAUGAUGCGCUCCAUGCUCGCCCUUUGCCCAACGGCAACACCGAGGCUGGCGUUCACAUCGCGGAUGUCUCGCACUUCGUACACCCAGAUACGCCUAUGGACAGCGAAGCAGCUUCAAGGGGCACAACCGUAUAUCUUGUCGACAAACGCAUAGACAUGCUACCUGCUCUGCUGGGUACGAACCUAUGUUCGCUGCGACCGUUCGUCGAACGGCUCGCCUUCUCAGCUAUCUGGGAACUGACACCAGAUGCCGAUAUCGUGAAUGUUCGAUUUACAAAAUCUGUCAUAGCCUCCAAGGCUGCUUUCACGUACGAGGAGGCUCAAAUACGAAAAGACGAUCCGCAUCGACAGGACGACCUAACAGCAAGCAUACGUCUGCUCAACUCUCUUGCCCAAAAGCUCAAAGCCAAGCGAAUGGCCGCAGGAGCUCUCAACCUUGCUUCGCCAGAAGUGAAGAUUCAUCUGGACUCUGCCGAGUCCUCAGACCCGAUCGACGUAGAGCAGAAGGAGAUGCGCGAGACGAACAGCCUCGUCGAAGAGUUCAUGUUGCUCGCAAAUAUCAGCGUUGCACGUAAGAUUGAAGAGACUUUCCCGCAGACUGCUGUCCUGAGGCGUCAUAUGCCGCCACCCAAGACCAACUUCGAGAAGCUACAGGAUAUCUUGAUGAAAAGGAAGGGCCUCAAACUUGACGUAUCGAGCUCCGGGGCGUUGGCAGCUUCUUUGGAUCUAUGUGUUGACGAGAAGGAGCCAGCUUUCAACACCCUUGUCCGUAUCAUGGCUACCAGAUGCAUGCUGUCUGCAGAGUAUUUCUGCUCAGGCAGUGUCGGAAAAGAUACAUUCGGACAUUAUGGUCUUGCAAGCCCUAUAUACACGCACUUUACCAGUCCCAUUCGUCGUUACGCUGACGUGCUCGCGCAUCGUCAGCUAGCUGCUGCCAUUGGAUACACACCUCUUCAUGCUUCCUUACACUCCAAGAACCACGUCGAGCGGGUGCUAGAUGUCGUCAAUCGCCGGCACCGGAUGGCUCAGAUGGCCGGCAGGGCCAGUGUCGAGUUCUAUGUCGGGUUGGCGUUGAAGGGCCGCAAUGAGAAAGAGAGCAAGCUGCUGGGUAAAGGUGCAGAAGUCAGGGAGGAGGCGUUCGUCAUUAGGACGUUCAGGAACGGGCUGAAUGUGUUUGUAUCCAAGUUGGGUAUCGAAGGGUUAAUUCCUUCAAGAAGGACAUGCAAUUCGAUGCGGACAACUACUUCAUUACGGUUGGUGACCAAACGAAGAUUGCGGUGUUCGACAAGGUUACAGUACGCAUAG
Molecule: messenger RNA, 2895 nt
Organism: Cyclocybe aegerita
Lineage: Eukaryota; Fungi; Basidiomycota; Agaricomycetes; Agaricales; Hemipholiotaceae
Source: the annotation of a GenBank genome assembly